AUGCUCAUCAAAGAAAGCCAUGUCGAUGUGCAAACAAAGGUGGAUGGAAAGGAGUCCUCAAUGAGGAUCUUUCUCUUCCACCCCACCAUCCCCCAAUAUCCUAAUGCACGAUUCCCUGGUGUCGCUGUUUUCAGCGAGAUCUACCAAGAAGUGACUGGCCCGGUGGCCAGAUUCGCCCGCCAGAUUGCAGGACAAGGCUACAUCGUUGCAGCUCCAUCGUCUUACCAUGACUUCACUGGACCGGAGCCACUUGCAUACGAUGUCCCGGGCACGGACAAGGGAAACGAGUGGAAGGUGAAGAAGACACUUCAGUCCUACGAUGAGGACUCCUACAAGACAGUAGACUAUCUUCUCAGCCUACCCACGUGCACUGGACGGAUUGGUGUGACGGGCAUGUGCUUGGGCGGCCACCUGGCUCUUCGGGCAGCGCUGGACCCGCGAGUAAACGCCUGCACGGCCUACUUUGCCACCGACGUGCACAGCCGAACCCUCGGCCCCUACGAGAGCGCCAACACGUCGGCGACGGCGCCGGCGGGCAGCACCCACACCAUUGACAAGCUGAGCGAGGUCCAGGGCGAGGUGGCCAUGAUCUUUGGGCUCAAGGACACGCACGUCCCGGACGCCGGCCGCGACCUGAUCCGCCUCAAGCUGCGCGAGGCGGGCGUCGUCUUUAGCUUUUACGAGUUCGCCUGGGCCCAGCACGCCUUUAUCCGCGACGAGCUCAGCAAGGGCCGCUACGAUCCUGCCAUUACCAAGGUCUGCUUUGAGGUCCUGCUCGAGCUCUUUGGGCGCGCGCUCAAGACGGACCUGGGUCCCAAGGACGGAACGCCCGAGAAGGUUGAGCAUGUCUGCUAG
Pestalotiopsis fici W106-1 is the source of this 855-nucleotide messenger RNA. RefSeq lists its product as uncharacterized. The transcript has 6 exons. The record is from RefSeq and is a predicted model, not a curated record. Gene Ontology annotation, molecular function: hydrolase activity. Bases 1 to 855 code for a protein of 284 amino acids. NCBI's taxonomy places the organism in Eukaryota, Fungi, Ascomycota, Sordariomycetes, Amphisphaeriales, Sporocadaceae.